Arabidopsis thaliana (thale cress) is the source of this 590-nucleotide messenger RNA. RefSeq names its product Small nuclear ribonucleoprotein family protein (gene LSM3B). The transcript is spliced from 3 exons. Gene Ontology annotation, molecular function: RNA binding. Bases 114 to 410 code for a protein of 98 amino acids. Gene Ontology annotation, biological process: mRNA splicing, via spliceosome. The record is from RefSeq and is marked reviewed. Lineage: Eukaryota; Viridiplantae; Streptophyta; Magnoliopsida; Brassicales; Brassicaceae. Gene Ontology annotation, cellular component: cytoplasm; Lsm2-8 complex; nucleus.
AAAAUUGUUAAGUUCGUGUCCGCGAGAUCAGAGUUUGUGUCCGGUUAUACGAUUCGUCGGUACCAAAACCCUCCGAGAAGUGUUUCAGGUGGGAAGGUAUCUCUGUCUACACGAUGUCCGGCGAGGAAGAAGCCACCGUGAGGGAGCCACUAGAUCUGAUUAGGCUGAGUCUCGACGAGAGAAUCUAUGUCAAGCUCCGGUCAGACCGCGAACUUCGCGGCAAGCUUCACGCGUUUGAUCAGCAUUUGAAUAUGAUUCUGGGUGAUGUUGAAGAAACUAUCACUACAGUAGAAAUCGAUGACGAGACAUAUGAAGAGAUUGUUCGGACUACAAAGCGGACGAUUGAGUUUCUAUUCGUGAGAGGAGAUGGAGUGAUAUUGGUGUCUCCACCGCUGAGGACAGCAGCCUGAGUUCAAACUCAAAUCUUUUGUGUCCUCUUUUCGUAAGGGGAAUUUGUGACUAUUCUUGUAUUUAGUCACUUCUUGUCUUAACUAAAACAAGCUUGAAGAAGCUACUUUGCUUAAAUUUCCAAUGCUUUUCAGAUACUUUGAUCGUGUGAUAUACUAAUUACAACCCAAUUAUCUGAGUUC